Messenger RNA from Hermetia illucens (black soldier fly), 1986 nucleotides. RefSeq names its product protein anon-37Cs. Lineage: Eukaryota; Metazoa; Arthropoda; Insecta; Diptera; Stratiomyidae. Gene Ontology annotation, molecular function: polyamine oxidase activity. The coding region runs from base 105 to 1640 and encodes 511 amino acids. The transcript is spliced from 2 exons. The record is from RefSeq and is a predicted model, not a curated record.
GAAUCUAUUCAAAGGCCAUACUUUCUUAAAGAUUGAAGUUGCCUUCGCGGCAAAAUUCAAAUUCAAAAAGUAUCUUUCAAUUUUAAGCAUUUAUCAGAUAGAUCAUGUUCAAAAAUUCUUUGUGGAGUUUUAAAUCCAUAAUUAGGAGAAACAGAAAGUUGCAACCCACGAAAUUAAUAGUAAAAUCCCAGAUUAAACAGUUUUACUCCACUACUACCAAAAACGAUUCCAUUCAAGCCACCCCAUCCUCUCUCCAGCCACCCAACAAGGUCAUAAUUGUUGGCGCCGGAUUAUCUGGCCUAUCCGCAGCUGACCACCUGAUCAAAAACGGAGUCAAAGAAAUCCUCGUCCUUGAAGCAGCCAACCGAUAUGGAGGACGAAUCCAUACAGUGAAACUUGAUGGAGCUGUAUGUGAGCUCGGGGCUAAAUGGAUCAAUGCCAACGAUAAUCCCGGCAGUCUAUUCUCCCUAGCACAGCAAGGAGGCCUGAUCGACCGCAGGUCCUUCGAUAGUAGCCGAGAAAACUUUUUUAUCAUCAAUAGAGAAACUAUGGACGAGGAGAUCGUCCAAUUGGCUAGCGUCUUGUUUCGGGAUAUGAUUAAAGGCGCUGAAAAAUACUUACAUCAGGAAGUUCCCAUCGAUGAAAGGACAGCGGAUAUGUAUUUCAAGAAGCUAAUGAAAAAAACCCUUGCGAAAAUGCCUCCAUCGGAAGUCGAAACAACAAAAAGUGUCUUCAACACAUUGAUGCGCAACCUGAGCUGCCAGCUAGGAAGUGAUCUGGGGUACAUUCAUGUCAAGCACUUGGCAAAUAUAGCAAAGUAUCUAAACAAUCCUGUCUGCAUCUCUGCGGGACUAGACUCGGUUUUCAAACAGCUCGUUAAAAAUAUUCCCGUCGAUAGGUUACUACUUGGAAAGCCAAUAAGCAAAAUCAAAUGGGCGGACUUGGCGCCGAACGAGAAACCUUGGGUGACCUGCUUAGAUGGUGGGAAAUACCAUGCCGACCAUGUGAUCUGUACGAUCCCUCUAGGAGCGCUAAACGUUUUCUCGCAAUACUUUUUCACCCCCAAUCUACCUGAAGUAAAAACCGAAGCCAUCAAAAAGUUGGGGCGAGGAUCUCCUGGUAAAAUAUAUCUACUCUACAAGGAACCAGUCACAUCAUGGUUCAUCGGAAGCGUUAUGCUGGGAGCACAUCAAGAAGGCAUCCAUAGUCGCGAUAACUGGACAUCUGGAAUUAGCGAAGUGGCCACACUUGCAGACAGCCGCAAGGUACUUGAAGUCAAAAUUGGAGGCUCUCAUAAUGAAACUGCCGAACGAAUCACCGAGGAAAUCAUGGAUCGUGAAAUAACAGAUACUCUUCGAAAAGUUAUGAAAAACAAUAAAAUCCCUCAUCCAAAGGAGAUCGUUCGGUCAUUCUGGUCAACAGAUGCCAGGACUCUCUGCGGUCUUCCCUAUAUUUCGGUUGAAACCACAGAGACCUGUGUAAAAGAUUUAGCUGCACCUUUGGGGCCAAACGAGACUCAUGGAUCCCCUACACUCCUUUUCGCUGGGGAUGCUACUAAAUUUGAAGGUUUUGGAACUGUUGAAGCAGCGAGAUCCAGUGGAAUCAGGGAAGCACAACGCGUUUUAGAUAUGAUGAAGUAAUUUAUUUGGCCUGGGACAUUGUUCCCUUCAAGCCCCCCCCCCCCCCCCCCCCCCCAAGAAAAUAAUGUCAAGUUUCUAAUUAUCUGUAGCAUAUCCUUAUUCAAAUCAUGAGUAAAUCCUCUGAAAAGUUAAUUUUCAUGCAUUGAAAUAGAUUGGAAUGGUUUAAAAUGUUUUGGGUGAAAUUUUCCCGAAACAGCAUUUCAGACUGACUCCAGAAGUUGGUAGCAUAUCUAAAGAUAAAUGAACAUUUAAAAACAAACGCUCCGUUAUCUAAUACCAUUCGAUAUUAAGUGUAAAAUCUUUGUCAAUAAUAGAAUAACCAACCAAAAAUAAAAUGCAAGUUUUA